AAUAACUAAAAGCUUUGCAUAUACGUACAACGUUACACUGGCAUAUACGUAACACCUAGGAGGUGCAGAACCCAUCGAUAGCGAGAGUGAAAAGUGAAGGUGGUGGAUGCCAAAGACGAAAGAAGAAAGAGUCGUCAACAGCAGAGCAGAGUGAAUAUACAAACCGCAAUCGGACUCCACAGUGCGGUACGCGACUUCAACCCAAACGCAGCAAUGUCCGCCUGCGAAGACUUUCACUGAUCGCGACCGCGGCUUCGAGAAAAUAAGAAAUCAACCGGCGCCGAAUCAAGUGUGCUUCGGAAAUGGUCAACCGUGUGUAUGUCAUCGCCAGGCGAGAAAGUGCCGUCUUCAUAUGUUGCUAUUUGCUGUUGGCCCUUUGUAUAGCCGGUAUUUACGCACAAAAGUCAAAGGAAAGGAAAAAACCAGAAUCAGUAAACGAGCUAUUCAACACCAGCUCCUGCAUCCCCAAGCCAUAUAGAUGUCCUCAUCGACAGAUUCAGUUCUUUCUGUAUACUAGACGUACUCAAGAGAAUCCUGAAGUUCUAGACACAACCAAAGAUGAGUCGCUGUACCAGAGCAGGUUCAACAGAGCCUAUCCGACAAAAAUCGUCAUCCAUGGAUUUGGAGGCGGCAGAAUGUAUUCUCCUAGCACUGAUAUGAGGGAUGCGUACUUCUACAGGGGUAACUACAAUAUUAUCAUUGUGGAUUAUGGGACACUCGUGAAAGAACCAUGUCUAAAGCAAAUGGAAUGGGCACCCAGGUUCUGCGCAAAGUGCAUAGCCCAGUUGAUCCGCUACUUGACCCAACAUCCAAGAGGUCUUCGAGCAGAUGACCUUCACCUUAUUGGGUACAGUGUAGGUUCCCACAUCGCAGGAUUAGUCGCCAAUUAUUUGGAUCCUUUGAAGGACGGCAAGUUGGGAAGAAUCACUGGUUUGGACCCCACGAUCUUCUUCUAUAUGGGGUCAAAUUCCUCCAGGGACUUGGAUCCAACAGAUGCUCACUUUGUUGACGUUCUCCAUACGGGGGCAGGCAUUUUGGGUCAAUGGGGCCCCAGCGGACAUGCGGAUUUCUACAUAAACGGAGGGUCCAGUCAGCCUGGGUGUAGUAGUGAAACUGUUUUCAAAACCUUGGCUUGUGAUCAUACCAGAGUAACGCCGUUCUUCAUAGAAUCGAUAGUGACCAAGAAAGGAUUUUGGGCAUAUCCUUGUCCCACACUUCUUAGCUUCAUGAUCGGCUGGUGUAAACCUGAAGACCAUGAGUAUGUUCUUAUGGGCGAACAUAUCAACCGAAAAGCAAAAGGCAUCUACUACGUCAGAACUAACCCAGACCCGCCUUUUGCCCAAGGCCCUCCAGAGCAUCUGAAAAGAAAAGCUUUGCAGUAUCUGAAAAGGAAGAGAUCAAAUAACCGAUCGAACUAGUGCUUGCAUAUAUAGUCCGGUCAAACUAACACGUUUUUUUUUCUUGAAAACAUAAUAGUAGAUACCUUGUCGUUCUAGUGCAAAGGUAACUUCAUUGUUGCUUGACCGGACUGUUCCUGUGAUAGUAAUUGUUAGUGGAGGAAGAAGUUUAUAUCAUUUGACCUAGUAUAGCCAUUUGUUACCAAAAAAUGCCAGCCAUCACUGUGUCCUUGCGAUUUUAUUGUAAAUAGAGAAUUUUAUUUUUAUACUAGAAUAUGCUUCUUAUUGUACUGUACCUUUAGUAUAUGGUGUAUCAGGUAAAUCAUUUGUUUCUUUGAGAUCCAAAGAACUUAGUAUAUGUUAGAAGAGGUAACGGAUAACUGGUCAAAAUCGCCAAGACUUACUUGUACAUAUCGCUAUUUUUGUAGAAUUGCAGACUAACAAAUAUUUCCUCGGUAUAUCAUAGUAAGCAAUUAUACAAGAUUAUUCUUAUUUGAAUGACUUUUGCAGCUGCAUCAUUAUAAGGCUAAUAUUUAAGGCCAAAUGGAUCUAUUAUGAUCCCCCUUCGUUUUUGCUCUAAUUGACUGUUCCACCAUUCUAGGGACUUUAGUACUGUUUGGUAUAUAUUUUUGCCAUACCAGGAAAGGCUCUGGACUCUCUUGCAUAUCUCGAGUUUCCAAAAUGGCCAGUAUAGUAGCACGCCUAUCUGCACUUUUUCAAGAAAAAAUAACCUUUUGCCGCACCUAUAGACUUAAAGAAUGAAAUGCAAAUGAAAAUGUUAUCUAUUCACAAAAAUUGUAUUUUCGGAUAAUUAUGCCUCCUCCUUGAGUUAAGGAACAGACACUGAUAUCCUUUGCAACUAGGUCGUUGCAUCUUAUGGGCAUUGCUCUACGUACUAUUUCGAAAUUUUAGGAAGCAUUUGAAACCUGUUUAAAGUUACCAACGAUAACGUCAUUUCAUCUGUUGUAAUGGUUUCGUUUAAGACGUAGAGAUAUGCGGCUACUCAAACUGCUGUACAUUAACCAUAAUUGCAUCAGUGAAAGUUACGGCAUAUUACAUGUGUAUCAUAGGUAAUUUAUGUCAUAAUUUGUAGGUAUUUAUUUUUUAAAAUUAAUUGGAAGGUAGAAGAGUGUAAAAAUGUAUUAACGACUGAAACUAGUAAGUAAGAGCAAAUAUAGCUUUUUAUUAAUUA
Acanthoscelides obtectus is the source of this 2589-nucleotide messenger RNA. The record is from the annotation of a GenBank genome assembly. NCBI's taxonomy places the organism in Eukaryota, Metazoa, Arthropoda, Insecta, Coleoptera, Chrysomelidae.